GAGUCUGACCCUGAAACGACCCCGGCUCGACUCCAAAGCAGCGGCGCACGUGCCGAUCGCCUCGCACGGGCGGGCGGAGGAGGGCCGGCAAAGCUAGCCAGCCAGCCGCCGCCGAGUUGUUGGGAAGGUAGCCACUAAUACGAAGCCUCUUGCUUCCGGUUUCCCACCACCUCCCCCAUUCCAUUCCCUUCCCUUGGGCAAGGGUUGGGUUGGCGGCACGCCCCGAAUCCGGGGCCGAGGGAACACAAGCCGGGGAAGGAAGGAAGGAAGGCGCGCAGCCCCCCUUCCCCUUGCGUGCUCCCGCGGCCGCCUCUUCCUCUCCGAUCCGCCACCGCUCGGUUUCGAGCCACUGAGGUCCCGUGAUCCAUCGAGAUCAGAUGGAAAUUUCCUGUUGAUAAACUCCCCGGCUUGGUUUGAAGACUCCUGGAGUAACAUUUUAACACGUGGUUUCACUAUGAAACCUGAUUGGUCAAUUUUCUCCAAGCUUGAUCAUAAUGGAGGAUACCUGCCCAAGUUCCAGAUAGAUUCUCCAAUAUCCCAUGAUAUGGGGUUAGGGUUGAUAUCACAAGUGGGAACAUUAGUUGAGAGUUCCUUUCAGCAUCCAAGACAUCUAUGUUCUACAGGAAGUGGUGCAGUUCAGGAAGCAUUCAGCUGCUUCCACAAAGUUGCUGGAGCUCUCUAUUUCUGUCUUUCUAGAGCAUCAAAUCCCAAGAUUUUCCAUAGGUUGUCUGCUAUUGCUGGCUCUGGUUCAAGAGCCUGUCGGUCACAGAUAAAACAAGUGACCUCUUGCAUGCAGCAUUUGGCUGGAUUGCAGUUUGGUUCUCAAGGAAGAGAAGAGCAUGCUAUACAGAUGCUUUUAGCCAGGCUUGCAAAUGCAACGGUUGGGCGACUGUGGAAUGAGGCGGAGGAACGCCAUGCCUGUAACAUUCUUAUGUUAGCUGCUGCUACUGUAAUACCACCAUUUGAAAACAUAUCGCCAAAGAUGCUCAUAGAUUCAAUGACUUUGGGAAAAGAUGGUGGCCAAAUCAGAGAACAAGUAGAUCAGCUUUAUUUGGACGAAAGGCGCCCAGGUUGUGCUUGUGUUGCUGUGCCAAGAACAAUAUUGGCAGAAGAUGCAACAGAACCAAAAACUGGAAUCAAGUUCCCUACUCUUCUUGAGGACAAUUCCAAUCCAACUGCAGAGGUGCUUGUAGGGAUGGGUUUUAGAAGCAUGAAGAUAAUGAGGGUCAAAAAUCUUAAUCUCUAUGCCUUUGGUCUAUAUAUACAGCCAGAUUCUAUUUGCAAUAAGCUGGGUCCGAAGUAUGCUUCUGUUCCGGUUGCUGAGCUGAAGGAUCACCCUGAUUUCUAUGAAGAUCUUCUGAGGGAAAAUAUUCACAUGACAGUCAGGCUAGUUGUUAGCUACAAUGGCCUUAGCAUUGGCGCAGUGAGAGAUGCAUUUGAGAAGUCUCUUUGCUUCCGGCUGCAAAAGAUGAAUCCUCAUACUGAUUAUCAUUGCUUGAAGACAUUUGGCUCUUACUUCAGCGAAGACAUCCGAAUACCUGUGGGUACGAAGAUCGACUUCCGUCAAACCUCUGAUGGCCAGCUUAUAACUGAAAUUGAUGGCAAACAAAUUGGUGCUGUCCAGAGCAGAGAUCUUUGCAGGGCUUUCUUCGAUAUGUAUAUUGGUGACCCGCCGGUUUCAGUGGAGACCAAACAAGACAUUGCUCAGAAUGUGGGUGGACUCAUCAGGAGAUGCUAGGAUAAAGCAUAAUUAUAUGGCUGCCGUCGGAAUUAUUUCAUUUUUCUAUACAAAGGGGGAAGAGCAUAUAGGGACAGGAACCAGGAGAGGAUCAGUUGUAUGUAUAGUAAUAGAUCUGUAACUUGUAAACUAAACAGGCAAAAUUUGCGACUUACACGGAGGCUUGGUAUCUUUCUCCUGAGCAAAUUCCUCCAUGCUUUUCAUAUGGAUUGGCCUUCAGCUCUAUUACCUGGCGAUUGUAUCAUGUACAAUGAUUCGGUUAGAAGUGUUAACAGUGAAUGUGUGUCGCUCCCGCAUCUAAAUCAAAGCGUUUAGAUU
Molecule: messenger RNA, 2056 nt
Organism: Brachypodium distachyon (stiff brome)
Lineage: Eukaryota; Viridiplantae; Streptophyta; Magnoliopsida; Poales; Poaceae
Product: fatty-acid-binding protein 2
Exons: 11
Coding region: 455-1738 (427 amino acids)
Cellular component (GO): chloroplast stroma
Molecular function (GO): fatty acid binding; intramolecular lyase activity
Source: RefSeq, a predicted model, not a curated record